This is a messenger RNA of Mercurialis annua (annual mercury), 1646 nucleotides long. RefSeq lists its product as uncharacterized. Lineage: Eukaryota; Viridiplantae; Streptophyta; Magnoliopsida; Malpighiales; Euphorbiaceae. The transcript has 3 exons. Gene Ontology annotation, molecular function: zinc ion binding. Bases 6 to 1532 code for a protein of 508 amino acids. The record is from RefSeq and is a predicted model, not a curated record.
ACUGUAUGUACCCCUUAGCAUAUGCCUGGGUUAAAACGGAGAACACGGAGACCUGGAUGUGGUUUAUUGGGCUACUAUCAGUUGAUCUGCACCUUACGAAUGCCGCUGUUUUCAUGUCCGAUAAACAAAAGGGUUUGUUGAAUGCUGUGAAGGAGUUGUUCCCAUAUUCAGAGCAUCGAUUUUGCUGGAGGCAUUUGUGGGCCAAUUUCAGGAGCACAUUUCACACGCAACACAUGAAGCCCUUCAUCUGGAACAUUGGAACAGCAACAUACAAAGCAGCCAUGGAUAGAGCAAUGAAAGCUCUGGAAGACAAACAUGACGCUGGCUACAAAUGGAUCAAAGAGAGGGACAGGAAACACUGGUGUAGAGCGCUGUUCAAAGAGGAAGUUAAGUGUGAUAUCCUCCUAAACAACCUGGCUGAAGCAUUCAACAAGUACAUACUUGCUGCAAGAGAGAAGCCAGUGUUGACAAUGUUCGAAAUGAUAAGGACGCAGCUUAUGAAGAGGAUUAAUGACAAGCAGAAGUUUGGGGGAAACAUGGAGGGUGAGCUGUGCCCAAAGAUCAGAAAGAAGCUUGCUAAAAUCAUUGAUUAUGGUUGGAAGUUCACCGCAGAUCCUGGUGGUAGCCCUCAGUGGCAGGUAGAGGGCCCAGGGGGCCAGUUCGUGGUUGAUUUGGCUAACAGAACAUGCACAUGUCGAAGGUGGCAGCUUAGUGGAAUCCCAUGUUCGCACGCUACACCAUGCAUAUAUGGAAAUAAUCAACGGCCUGAAGAGUUUGUGGAUGAUUGCUACAGUGUAGCUACGUAUCAGAGGGUAUACAGCUAUGUAAUCAACCCUAUGAAUGGGCCAGACAUGUGGGAAACAGACCCUGAGCCGGCUAAUAUCAUACUCCCACCAUCCCCAGUACAUAAGAAGAAGAGGGGCAGAAUACCAACGGCCAGGAAAAAAGAGGCGGAGGAACUAGAGAAACAAAGGGUUGAAAAAGCCAAGGAAGCCGCUGCAGGUAGGGAAAAGUUGCCAAGGAAAGGAAAUAUGAGAAUGACGUGCAGUUUAUGUGGUCAAUAUGGACACAAUAAGAGGGGUUGCCUAAAGAGGAGUGGGGGUCAGUCAACUCAUGAGGUUGGUGGUCCGUCAGCUGAAAGAGUGCCUGGUGGUCAGUCUGCUGAAAGAGAGCCUGGUGGUCAGUCUGCUGAACGAGAACCUGUGCUUCAUGACUCUCCAGUCACCCUCCGCUGGAUGAUGGAUGGUACAAGUCAAGUCGUUCAUAGGUCACCGAGUAGACGUGACACCUUUCCAUUUGUGGAUCAAGCAGUUCCGGCGGAACCUCCGCUUGCUGACCAAGGCCAACCAGACCAGAACCACCCAGGUGAUGCAGAAGAGAAUGCCUUCAACAGCCAACGGAGCAGUGUUGACGAUGGAGCUCCGUCCCAACCUAUCCCGACGCAAGCUGAAAAAGGAAAAGGGAAGCGGAGAGCUAAAGAUGUUCCCUCUAGAUACAUGAACAUCCUGAGGAAGAGAUCCAAAAAAACGUAGUGCUGGAACAUGGAUUAGUGGUAGUUAUUUUGCUAAUUAUUAUUGUGGUGCACAUAGGCAGUAUUUUGAACCAUGCUUUUGAUUGUUUUGAGCCACAAUGUUGUGGUUGUUUUA